This is a messenger RNA of Spodoptera littoralis (African cotton leafworm), 1464 nucleotides long. Lineage: Eukaryota; Metazoa; Arthropoda; Insecta; Lepidoptera; Noctuidae. The record is from the annotation of a GenBank genome assembly.
AUGACGGAAGGCACCUACGAAAGGGUGUCUCCAUUUUUGAGACAGCUGCUAGCAGUGAGCGGAGUGGUGAUGUACAUGAUUGGCACGGGAGCCAACAUCGCCUUCCCAGGAGUGUUGCUGCAGCAGCUCCGGGAGCCAGGGUCGGCGCUGCGGCUUACUCCGGAACAUGAGUCCUGGAUAGCCUCGAUCCUUGGUCUGGCGCUGAUCGCCGGUAUCGUGGUGGCGCCGUUCAGUCUGCAGAAGCUGGGCCGUAAGCUGACCAACCAACUCAGCUCCCUACCGACCCUCGGAGGCUGGGCUCUGCUAGCCACGGCUAAAGGACCUGCAGCAUUACUUAUCAGCAGAUCUUUACUGGGUUUCGGCAUGGGCGUCCAGGCAGCAGCUGCACCAGUUUCCAUAGCUGAGUACUCUGCUCCCAAGCAUCGAGGUGCCUUCCUCGCCACCAUCGCCUUCUCCUUCGCCACCGGAAUGUUAAUCGCCCACGUCUUCGGAACCUUACUGUACUGGAGAUCAGCUGGCCUGGCUUGUGGAAGUGUCUACGUCCUUUCUCUAAUCCUGGUCACACUAUCACCAGAAACACCUCCGUACCUAGCCUCCAGAGGCCUUGUAGAAGAGUGUAGGAAAUCUUUUCAUUGGUUUAGAGGAUACGACCCUAGUGCAGAAAAGGAAUUAGAGAUUCUUCUGAAUAGCCAGAAGAAACCAACAGGAACACGACGAGGGUCUCGAUGGCAGGCAUAUAGACAGAUAGUCAGGAAACCCGAAUUUUACAAACCAACAAUCAUCAUGAUGUUCAUGUUCGUGCUGUUUCAAAUAUCUGGGAUGACAGUAGUCCCGUCCUAUACAGUCCCAAUGAUGAAUGAAGUGAGUGGCGGUACCAUUGACUCACAUGUCAGCAUGUUGAUGGUAGAUGUCGUCAGAUUUGUGACGGCCGUCCUUUCGUGCGUCGUCGUCAACAAGCUCAAUAGAAGGACAGUCCUCUUUCUUGGAAUUAACAUCAGUGUGGUGUCCCUACUCAUCACUGCCAUCCUACUCUACCUCAGAGAUUUCGGCUACAUAUCGGAUGGGUACAAGUGGACCCCAGUUGUUCCUACCCUAAUAUACAUUUUUGGAAAGACUUUAGGUAUCUUACCAAUACCCUGGGCUAUCGCAGGGGAGAUAUUCCCUCUAGAAUACAGGAGUUUGGGAAGUGGAAUCUCAGGAAUGUUCCUUUCCAUUAUGUUUUUCGUUGUGGUGAAAACGGCACCAUUCUCCUUUGAACAGAUUGGUGUCAGUGGCACUUUCUGUGUGUAUGCAGUUUGCAUUGCCAUUUGUGGGAUAUUUUUAUACUACUUACUGCCAGAAACUAAAGGAAAGACGUUGUACGAGAUAGAGUGUCACUUCAAAGGUAUUAAAGGUGAGAUCGGGCAGAACGAGUCUCAUGAAGGAGAGAAGAUGUUGGAACUGAAGAAUGUAGAAUGUAGAUGA